Talaromyces stipitatus ATCC 10500 is the source of this 471-nucleotide messenger RNA. RefSeq lists its product as uncharacterized. Bases 1 to 471 code for a protein of 156 amino acids. Gene Ontology annotation, molecular function: protein binding. Lineage: Eukaryota; Fungi; Ascomycota; Eurotiomycetes; Eurotiales; Trichocomaceae. The record is from RefSeq and is a predicted model, not a curated record. The transcript has 2 exons.
AUGCCUUUAUCGAAGGAAGCCAUUGUCUACGAGCGCCUCGAGUUGUGUCAAAUGUUGAUCAAAGCUGGUGCAAGUCUUGAUUCACCUGUUCCCACAGAGCCACCCAUACCAAGGAUCCCUCCCAAUACACAGCGGAACCCGGAUCGUCUUACUGAUUUCACUGAUAACGAAGCUAACUUCUGCUGGGCUCCCAACUAUCCAUACUUGGGCCCGCUUCAUUUGGCCGCGAUUGUGGACAAUCUGGAAAUAGUAGAACUAUUCUUAUCAUGCUGCGCGGACACCGGUGCAUCGGCAGGGGCGGUUGUACCUGGACACAAAGAGGCCACGCGAAUAUUGUUAGAAAAUGGAGCGAAUGCAAAUUUCUUGUCGCCCGGUUGGGGAACUUUACUGCAUAUUGCCCAAGAUAGCAAGAUUGCUCAAUUACUUAUUGCGUUCGGCGCUGACAUUGGCGAAAGAGGUCUUGAAGAAUGA